AGGAGGGUUAUCUAUACAUUUAAAACCAAGCCGCCUGCGCCGCGCUGGGAAGACCUGGGGAGCGUCUGGCCGCACGCGCAGGACACGAGCGCCCCACGCUCCGAGGCGCGCGCGGCCUGCCACCUCCUGGCCUCCUGAGCCUCGCUGCCCCUGGGCCCCAGACGACCUGGAGCGCGUGCCCCGGGGAGUCGCUCUGCGGCACAGUGCCAGGGCCUCCCUGGGGGUUCUGUCGUCCUCCUACCGGCCCCCGCCCCCGUCCUCUGUCCGCCCCUCCUGCUGCGCGCGGGGGCUCGGAGGAGUUGCGGGACGAGUGGAUGCGGGCGCGAUGGACAGCGGCGCGCUGCCCGGGCCCGCGCCCUCCGUGCCUGGCGUCUCGGGCGGCUGCGUCCCUCGGCGGCGACCCACAUCCCCAGAGCUGCUGCGCUGCAGCCGGCGGCGACGGCUGGGCGCGACGGAGAGCGGGGGUGGCGCGGCGGCCGUGGCGCGGCGCAAUGAACGCGAGCGCAACCGCGUGAAGCUGGUGAACUUGGGGUUCCAGGCGCUGCGGCAGCACGUGCCGCACGGCGGCGCCAGCAAGAAGCUGAGUAAGGUGGAGACGCUGCGCUCGGCGGUGGAGUACAUACGCGCGCUGCAGCGCCUGCUGGCCGAGCACGAUGCUGUGCGUGCCGCGUUGGCCGAGGGGCUGCUGGCGCCAGCCGCGCGCCCCUCCGCGUCCUGCGGGCCCCCGGGGACCCCUGCCGCCGCCCUAGGCUCGCCUUCUUGCGCUUCGUCGUCCCCGGGCGGCGGGGGCAGCUCGGAACCCGGCUCGCCACGCUCCGCCUACUCCUCGGACGACAGCGGCUGCGAGGGCGCGCUCAGCCCCGUGGCGCGCGAGCUGCUCGACUUCUCCAGCUGGUUAGGGGGCUACUGAGCGCUCCGCCCCCAGAGCAGCCGCCCUGGACUCCGAGCGGCCAGCAAGCUCACCACCUGGGAGCCAGGUGAGUGGCCCGCGCCUCGGGCCCACUGUCCCCGCGGGCGAAGCCACACCGAGCCAGGACUCCGCCGACAGGUCGCCUGUGCCGUCCAGCCUGACCAACUGCGCAUGUGGAAAGGGUCCCCGCCUGACCCCGCCCAGCUGGCAGUUUCCUCAGACCCCCACCAUCCUACCCAGGGAGGUUCUCCACUGGGUAGGGCUGGGGCACCACCACGGAGGUUUCUGGAGGGGAGAGGGUUUUCUAACUACACAGAACUGCUCUGCUGUGCCUAUUAGUUUGAACUGCCCAGGAACACCCGCCAUAUGAAGACUUAUUUUUGUACCAAAAAAAAAAAAAAAUCCCCAGACUUGGAACACAAUAAAGAUGUCUACUCCCGC
This is a messenger RNA of Mustela erminea (ermine), 1351 nucleotides long. It is a transcript of the gene ASCL2, whose product is annotated as achaete-scute family bHLH transcription factor 2. Gene Ontology annotation, biological process: regulation of neurogenesis; neuron differentiation; positive regulation of transcription by RNA polymerase II. Gene Ontology annotation, cellular component: RNA polymerase II transcription regulator complex. Bases 326 to 910 code for a protein of 194 amino acids. The transcript has 2 exons. The record is from RefSeq and is a predicted model, not a curated record. Lineage: Eukaryota; Metazoa; Chordata; Mammalia; Carnivora; Mustelidae. Gene Ontology annotation, molecular function: RNA polymerase II transcription regulatory region sequence-specific DNA binding; protein dimerization activity; DNA-binding transcription factor activity, RNA polymerase II-specific.